Molecule: messenger RNA, 2502 nt
Organism: Sphaeramia orbicularis (orbiculate cardinalfish)
Lineage: Eukaryota; Metazoa; Chordata; Actinopteri; Kurtiformes; Apogonidae
Product: prosaposin receptor GPR37-like
Exons: 2
Coding region: 391-2196 (601 amino acids)
Biological process (GO): adenylate cyclase-inhibiting G protein-coupled receptor signaling pathway; positive regulation of MAPK cascade
Cellular component (GO): plasma membrane; signaling receptor complex
Molecular function (GO): G protein-coupled peptide receptor activity; prosaposin receptor activity
Source: RefSeq, a predicted model, not a curated record
CUCAUCCUCGCGGGUCCUCUCUCCCCUCAGACGGACCUCUUCGUCUUCUCCGACCCCAUUCCGUCCCGGUUCCAACCCGGCACCCGAGCCCUCCGGUACUGCUGUCCGUACUGGACCUGUCCCGGGUACAACUUGGUCAGUCUCUUGGAUCCAGUUUUUCUCCUUCAGCUGUGGAAGAUGUGAAGGGUUUAAGGUCCAGGUUUAAGGAGGUUUCUCCGUGGCCGUGGCGGGUCUCCCUGGGGAUGCCUGCAGCCUGGAGCCGCACUGGGACGCACCAGAACCAAACAGGUUCACUACUUUUACGCAACACAGUGAAGGAAGUACAGGUUUUGUGGCAGCUCUGAGUUCAGAUUUGCGCUUAUUUGUGUGAUUUCCAGAAACCAGACAUGGAUGUCUUAUGUUGGCUCCUCCACCAGUUCUAUCGCACGGGUUAAAUCCACCCACACCAUGCUGCUUCCACUCCUCAGGUUUCUGUGCUUGUGGCUGUGCAGUGAGGCCGUAGAAACUCAACUCAACUGGCAGAAAACAAAGACGACUUUCAGCCAUCAUUAUGAAUCCACCACCGUUGACUGGAAUGCGCAGAGCCAGAGAUGGCGCACAGUCAGUGGUAUGGACAAUAGGGUUCAGCACGGUGCCAGUGCGCAGGCCUUGCGGUUGGAUACUGUAAACCCCGCGCACUCGGAGCAGCUGAGGACACGGAUUCCCCAACACGGCGUGCGUAAAAGCGACGCGCAAACCGAAACGCGGCACGUCCAUACCGGGAAGGAGGUUUUACGCACGGAUGGAAACCUUAUCCAAAAGCUGCGGACAGAUGGAUACACACCAGCAGACAUCCAGACUGAACCCCAGCAUGGACGGAACUCCAGUAUGCAGAGGCAGAGGCAGAGACGCAGCGUCCAACACGAACGGGCAAAGCGCAGCGAGGAUGGAGCGCAACCUGUGGUCAUGGCGCAGGAACAAGACGCAGAAGCCCCCUUCGGACUGAACACCAGCGACUAUGAGGAGGAGUACAUACUGCCGGAUUUUCCCGACAGCACCCCGUUUUCACCGGUGGACACGCGAAUAAGACGCAAGCAGGUGAAGAACCCUUUCUACCCGGUGACCGCGGAGUCCUACGGGGCCUACGCGGUCAUGAUCACCGCCGCAGUCAUCUUCAGUGUGGGGAUCAUUGGGAACGUGUCGAUCAUGUGCAUCGUGUGUCAUAACUACUACAUGAGGAGUAUCUCCAACUCCCUGUUGGCCAACCUGGCGCUCUGGGAUUUUGUCAUCAUCUUCUUCUGCCUGCCACUCGUGGUCUUCCAUGCGCUCACCAAGGACUGGCUGCUGGGAGAGCUGUCCUGCAGGAUCAUUCCAUACCUGGAGGUUGCAUCUCUUGGGGUCACCACCUUCACACUCUGCGCUCUGUGCAUCGACCGUUUCCGCGCUGCCACCAACGUGCAGAUGUACUACGAGAUGAUUGAGAACUGGGCGUCCACCACAGCCAAGCUCGCCGUCAUCUGGGUCGGCGCUCUGCUGCUGGCGUUGCCUGAGCUGCUGAUCCGACAGUUGGUGACCGAGGAUGGAGACCCGCCUGACGUGACGCCCUGUGAACGCUGCGUGGUGCGUAUCUCCACUGAGCUCCCGGACACACUGUAUGUCCUUGGACUCACCUAUGACGGCGCACGUCUGUGGUGGUACUUCGGCUGCUACUUCUGCCUGCCGACGCUCUUCACCAUCUGCAGCUCCCUGGCCACCGCGCGUAAGAUCCGCCGUGCAGAGCGUGCAUGUGUCCGUGGCAGCAAGAAGCAGAUCCAGCUGGAGAGUCAGAUGAACUGUGCUGUGGUGGCGCUGGCCAUCCUCUAUGGUUUUUGCAUUAUACCAGAGAACAUCUGCAACAUCCUCAGCGUUUACAUGGCAGCUGGCAUUCCCAGGAGAACCCUGGACAUCCUGCACCUGGUCAGCCAGCUGCUGCUGUUCUGUAAGUCUGCAGUGACGCCGGUGCUGCUGUUCUGUCUGUGUCAGCCGUUCACCAGAGCCUUCCUCGACUGCUGCUGCUGCUGCUGUGACGAGUGCGGCCCGGCUCGUUCCCCCGCCACCGCCAGCGACACUGAAAACGAGUGCACCACCACCGAACUGGAGCUCUCACCUUUCAGCACCAUCCGCAUGGAGGCGGCGUCCACCUCCGCUGCCUACACGGCUGUGGGAACACACUGCUGAGGUUAAAGGUCACAGAUCAGUGUUAGGAUGGGCCCAGUGGGGGUUCGACUGGUGGACACACUGACAUACUGGGCUUUGAACUCCACACUUUUAGAACUUGAGUGGAAUUGACCCAAAUAUCAGUGUCACUGUCCAUCCAGCCACUGUUUACAGAGUUUAUGUAUGAAAACACACACAGUUAGACUAUAUCAUUUAUUUAGUCUUGUACGUAACUCACCAUUAUCAAAUUACAUCUGCACCGUCACAUUUUUUUGUUACAUUUUACAGAAGCUGAGAGCAGACAUGGGUGCUAUCCAUUUUUUAAUC